This is a messenger RNA of Prorocentrum cordatum, 609 nucleotides long. Lineage: Eukaryota; Dinophyceae; Prorocentrales; Prorocentraceae. The record is from the annotation of a GenBank genome assembly.
AUGCAGAAGCAGAUCGACCGCCUCCUUGCACGAGACAAGCCUCCGCAGCAGCAGCCAGCGGCAGGCAACGCAUCGAGUGGGCUGUCGUACAAGGAUGUCCUCGUCUUCCUCAAGGAGAAGAAGUUUGAGGAUUCAGUCGUGCAAGCGAUCUCCCAGAAGCAGGCCCAGGACCAGGUGGAGCACCCCCCGACGGUCCAGACGGCUCGCUGGAGGGUUGAAGGCUUGCGCAAGAAGAUCGAGAAGCAGGAGCAGCUGCAGAGGAAGCUUGAGGAGCGCCGCAAGCAGCUGCUCGAAGAGGAGGCGACGAUCACCACGACGCUGGAUGAGCUCAGGAAAGAGCUCUCAGUGGCGGAGAAGGUCUACUCUCGGGUGCAUGCGAUUGCCAUCAAUGACGUGGUCAAGGUCACUUCGGCAGCACUCGAGCCCUCGGUCCUCGACAACGAGCAGGCGAAGUCAGCUCUCGCAGUCCUGCAGAAGCUCCAGAAGGAGGCGCUUGACCUCAAGGGGGGGGCACGAGCCGAUGGCGCAGAGAUCGCAGCCGCGGACGGAGAUGGCGACGACAUCGACAUGGAGCUGCUGGAGGAUGGUGACCUGGAGCAGCGGACGGAG